Molecule: messenger RNA, 634 nt
Organism: Empidonax traillii (willow flycatcher)
Lineage: Eukaryota; Metazoa; Chordata; Aves; Passeriformes; Tyrannidae
Product: interferon-induced transmembrane protein 2-like
Exons: 2
Coding region: 227-634 (135 amino acids)
Biological process (GO): response to type II interferon; response to interferon-beta; response to interferon-alpha
Cellular component (GO): plasma membrane
Source: RefSeq, a predicted model, not a curated record
GAACAAGGAAAGAGGUAUUGAACAGGGAUAAAGAAGGGGACGAGGAAAACGCGUCCAGGAUUCUUCCCGCCCUUACUGGGACAUCCGGAGGGGCGGCCUUUUCCCACCAAAUCCUCAGCCUCGAGGAAACGAAACAGCCUCCUGUGAGACUGCCCUCCCCCAGUGCCACCUCCUCCUCAACCACACGGUUUCCCCUGUGCCGCUGCCGGUGUGCACCUGCCCCUGGAUGGAACAGUCGCUGCCACCCUACGAGAUGCUGCCAGCGGGGAUGAACAUGGACGAGAUGCCGCCAGGGGGGAUGAACAUGGACGAGAUGCCCACGACCACCUGCACAACGGUGCAGGUGGAGGAGGAGCAGCUGCCUCCCCGAGACCACCUGGUAUGGUCCUUCUGCACUGCCCUGUAUGGCAACAUCCUCUGCCUCGGGCUCCUGGCGUUCUUCUUCUCUGUCAAGUCCAGGGACCGCAAAAUGCUGGGUGACCACAGUGGGGCCCUGAGCUACGGCUCCACGGCCAAGUGCCUGAACAUCACGGCCCUGGUAGUCAACAUCAUCGUCAUCGUGAUCACCAUCGUCAUCGUGGUCUUGGUGGUGAAAUCCUACUCCUACCACCCCUACCACCCUUACUACCCUUAG